AUGUAAAUUAGUAAUAAUAAUUUGCAGUUAGCCCUCACAAAGAUUCAAAACAAAGCAUUUAAUGUCUAAUGUUCUCCUUUUAGGCUUUUAAAUAUCAAAUACACUGAAGCAUCUACUUAAAGGCUGAAUGAAAAACCCAUAAAUAAUAUCCAAGAAUUUUAAAUCUAAGGCAGUAACUAUAAUGAGCAUUUCAACACUAAAAAUAGCAAGCAACCUAAGAAAAUGAAGGAAUCAAUCAAAGUUAUAUAAAUUGAUCUGAAACUUUAAAAGAAAAAAUUAAAAUCAACACCUAAAGAUAACCUAUAAGAUUAUCAAAAAAAACUUAUUAGUGAGAUAUAAAAAAUCGAAUAAGAAAUCCUAAAUCUCAGUUGA
This is a messenger RNA of Paramecium sonneborni, 372 nucleotides long. The record is from the annotation of a GenBank genome assembly. Lineage: Eukaryota; Ciliophora; Oligohymenophorea; Peniculida; Parameciidae.